AAGUGUUUAUAAUCGCUGCGGGCAAGUGGUUCGCUAUUGUAUAUCUAUCUGAGAAGUUAGAAUCGAUCAUGCAACGAUGUUAAAAAACAUUUUUAGAUCUGGUCAUCUAAUUAGGACCACACAUGUUGUCCUGACAUGGGUUAUUACUUUGAUUCUAUUCCUACAUAACACAGACUUAAGAAGACAAGAGGAGAAUGGUGAUUUGACGCAGCCAGUGGUGUUUUCCUUGCUGGUUUUGCUGUCAGUAAUGCUGUACUUCACCGUGUCUUUAAUGGACCCGGGAUUUGUCCUCUCUGACAGUAUUAAGACAUACAAUAACAUGUUUUACCAGUGUCCUCAGGCUGUUAGUGAAGAGUUGGAGGAGAUGAUGCCUGAUAGCUCCACUCCUCGAUUACGCCGUUGUGGAUACUGUCUUUUCCAGCAGCAACCUAUGAGGGCCAAGCACUGCCACACCUGUAAACACUGUGUGCGUCGGUUUGAUCAUCACUGUCCUUGGAUCGACAAUUGUGUCGGGGAAAGGAACCACCGCUGGUUCAUCAUAUAUCUGACAGAGCAGCUGGUGGUUUUACUCUGGGCACUUCAGAUAGCAUGGUCGGGCAUCUCAUUGGCUGACACGUGGAAGGUGUGGUUCAGAGUAAAUGGCUUCCUGCUGGCUUCGCUGGGUCUUGUUGGUGUUUUCUCUUUGGUGGUGGUCGUCCUCAUGUGCUGCCACUUGUAUCUGGUCUCCGUCAGCUCUACCACUUGGGAGUUCAUGUCUCGACACCGAAUCUCCUAUCUAAAGAGCUGCAGCGAUGAGGAGAACCCUUUUGAUCGGGGCCUUUUCUGUAAUCUGUGGGACUUCUUCUGCAUGUGCCGGACAGUGGUCUGGGAGCAGGUGUACUACAGAGGGAGCAACAGUUAUGUCUGACUCGUACCGUUGAACAUGACGGUGUCUUGGGAUUCCACUGCGUUAUACAUUUGGUGCUCUCAGAUAGUGAGUGUGUGUAGGUCAACUGUUUGUGUUGCGCUGACUACGUUAAAAACUCUAAUCAAAUAGAUUUUUAACCACUGUGUUACCCAUUUAAUCCUUAGAUUUGUACCUUUUUUACAUAUUUUUCUUUGUUAUCUAUUGUAAAUUAUUAAGCCGUGUUUUGUAUUGACACUAAAGUCUCAGUAAAACAGGAUAUUCCAUUAA
Hypomesus transpacificus is the source of this 1174-nucleotide messenger RNA. RefSeq names its product zinc finger DHHC-type palmitoyltransferase 12a (gene zdhhc12a). The record is from RefSeq and is a predicted model, not a curated record. NCBI's taxonomy places the organism in Eukaryota, Metazoa, Chordata, Actinopteri, Osmeriformes, Osmeridae. The transcript is spliced from 5 exons. Gene Ontology annotation, biological process: protein targeting to membrane; peptidyl-L-cysteine S-palmitoylation. Gene Ontology annotation, molecular function: protein-cysteine S-palmitoyltransferase activity. Gene Ontology annotation, cellular component: Golgi apparatus; endoplasmic reticulum. Bases 77 to 907 code for a protein of 276 amino acids.